AUGGCAAUGUUCCAAGGAGCUAGACAAGUUCUUCCACCUCUUAUGGCAUGUGCCCUGCUUAGUAACCUUGGAGCAUCAAUCACUGAGGUUGCAAAAGAUGCUCUUGUUGCGGAAUACGGUCUGAGAUACCGAAUAAAUGGUCUCCAGUCUUAUGCGCUCAUGGCUUCAGCAGCUGGUGGGAUCCUAGGAAACUUACUUGGAGGAUUUCUCUUGCUCAGAACACCUCCCAGGAUCUCCUUUCUUGUCUUCACCGCGGUGUUGUCUCUGCAGCUUGUUGUUUCUUUAUCUUCCAAAGAAGAAUCUUUCGGCUUACCACGGAUUACAGAGACAAGCUCGGUUUUAAGGAGCGUAAAGAAACAGUUAUCGAAUCUGAUGGAAGCAAUUCAGGCGGAUGGAAUCUCCCAGCCUCUAAUCUGGGCAGUAGCAUCUAUUUCAAUGGUCCCACUACUCUCGGGGUCAGUCUUCUGUUACCAGACUCAAGUUCUUAAUCUCGACCCUUCGAUUAUUGGAAUGUCCAAAGUGAUUGGACAGUUGAUGCUUCUUUGUCUAACCGUGGUCUAUGAUCGCUACUUGAAGACACUUCCCAUGAGACCACUGAUCCAUGUCGUCCAGCUCUUGUACGCUGUAUCGAUUCUCCUCGACUAUAUCUUGGUGAAGCAAAUAAACCUCGGAGCUGGAAUCUCCAACGAGGUCUUCGUGCUCUGUUUCUCCAGCUUAGCAGAGAUCCUUGCACAGUUUAAGAUCCUUCCAUUCGCAGUCCGACUAGCCAACAUGUGUCCGCGAGGCUGUGAAGGAUCGGUCACGUCUUUUCUUGCUUCCGCUCUGUGUCUAUCACAAAUAGUAAGCGCUUUCUUAGGCGUGGGAUUGGCUAAUCUGAUCGGUGUAACAUCGAGUAACUACUCAAAUCUUCCUUCAGGGCUUCUCAUACAGUCUCUAGCAGCUUUAGUACCUCUGUGCUUCAUGCACUUUGUCCCAAUGUCAGAACCUGCGAUUGGGGAAGAAGUAACAAGGGCUACAAGUAAGAGAAGCAGGAGAAAUAGACGAGUCGGAACAGUAGUACGCCAGGAAAAUAUUGCUUAUCGAAGAGGAAGAGAGUCAGAAGAAGCACAAAGAUAG
Thlaspi arvense is the source of this 1116-nucleotide messenger RNA. NCBI's taxonomy places the organism in Eukaryota, Viridiplantae, Streptophyta, Magnoliopsida, Brassicales, Brassicaceae. The record is from the annotation of a GenBank genome assembly.